Molecule: messenger RNA, 3012 nt
Organism: Carassius gibelio (silver crucian carp)
Lineage: Eukaryota; Metazoa; Chordata; Actinopteri; Cypriniformes; Cyprinidae
Product: calcium uptake protein 3, mitochondrial
Exons: 15
Coding region: 50-1477 (475 amino acids)
Biological process (GO): calcium import into the mitochondrion; mitochondrial calcium ion homeostasis
Cellular component (GO): uniplex complex
Molecular function (GO): calcium ion binding
Source: RefSeq, a predicted model, not a curated record
UCGCGAGGAGUGAGCGCGCGCGGUCUGCCCGCUCCGCUGUGACACAGUCAUGAUGGCCGCCAUGCGUCGGUUUCUGGCUCUGCGAAACAAGUUCACCAGCUCUACAAACGGUUUAAGCCUCUAUUUUAACAGCAGACAGUCAUGGAGGGAAAGAGCAGUUAUAGCAGGGACAGGACUGUGUAUCACUGUCGGUGGAUUCGCUGUUGUUUACUACCAGCACAAUGCGAGUCUGCGUGCAUUGAUUUCUCCGUUGCCCACAGUUGCUGCAGAAGAGAAGGCCAGUGCAUCUGCUGAAAAUGAAGAGGUUUCGAUGUCAGCCCAUGAGCACAGGUUCAGGCUCUUCAGUUCACUGGAGUAUGAUGGACAGCUUUAUAUGACUCCCCUCGACUUCAUUGAGUCCAUCACUAUGAGCGAACCAAAGAAAAAGAGGUUUUGGAGAUCCCUCACAAAGCAGGAUCUAGACAAGAUUCUGUCAGAUACGCCACCUGUUUGGAAAGGAUCAUCCCGUCUGUUCCGAAACCUGCGGGAAAGAGGUGUCAUCGCUUACACAGAGUAUCUGUUUCUGCUUUGCAUUUUGACAAAGCCACAUGCAGGAUUUAAAAUUGCUUUCAACAUGUUUGAUGCAGAUGGCAAUGAAAUGGUGGAUAAGAGGGAAUUCAUGGUGCUGGAAGAGAUAUUCCGUAAGAAAAAUGAAAAGAAAAUAGAGCGGGGAGGAGAUCCUGACAGUUACUCUCAGCUGAGCGUGGAACUGUAUGGACAUCAAGGAUCUGUCAGCAGCGAUGUACUUAAAAAAGAGCAGCCUCAGUCUGAACCCAGAAGUUUCUGGGAUGUUCUAAGGCAUGGUGCGAGAAUAGUUCUCUUUUCAGAUCUGAUGGAGCACGAACCAGAAAAUGUCACCGACACAACUCUGCUGGUGCAUUUCUUUGGAAGAAAGGGCAAAAGUGAACUUAACUUUGAUGACUUCUACAGAUUCAUGGACAACCUGCAGACAGAAGUCCUUGAGAUUGAGUUUGUCGGCUAUUCCAAGGGAAUGACCACCAUCAGUGAGGAAGACUUCGCUCGGAUCCUGCUGCGUUACACCACAGUGGAGAACAUCACAGGCUACCUUGAGAAUGUGCGUCAAAGCAUACCCGAUGAGAAGGGCAUCACGUUUGAAGAGUUUAGGACCUUUUUUCAGUUCCUCAACAACUUAGAGGAUUUUACCAUUGCCAUGCAAAUGUACAACUAUGCAAAUCGCCCAAUUGGACAAGAUGAGUUUGCACGGGCAGUCUAUGUGGCCACUGGCCUGAAGCUGACACGACACCUCGUCAACACUGUUUUCAAGAUCUUUGAUGUGGACCAUGAUGACCAGCUGAGCUACAAAGAGUUCAUUGGGAUAAUGAAGGACCGUCUGCAUCGUGGCUCCUGGGGAUAUAAAGGUGAAGAGAGAUUCACAUCCUUUAAGGCCUGCAUGAGGAAGGAACUCACUGCUAAAUAGGUGAAAGUCCCGCUGAGUGUUUCUCUUCAGCCUCACAUCACGCUGAAGAAGAAAUCUCAAGUUGGAUUAAGGUUCUCAGUGACUCGAUGCAAUUACCUACCUGACCUGUGUCAAACUCUGUUAGCUACAAAUACUGCCAUAAUUAGAUUAACACGCUACCUCCCUAGACUCUAGUCACAGCUUUGUCACUCGGCUGGCACUUUAAAAGCCAUUGACUAAAAGGGAUAACACUUUAAUGGAAUAGCCAUAAUACUUUUAUUAAUCAAAGUUAUUUAUUAAAAGUCUUAUAAAUUUAAAUGGGUCCAGUGCCCACAUUUUGGGAUAAAUUAAAUAGUGUUUUUAGAUAUAAUGACAUUUUACUUCAUAAACUUAAAGGGUGUUGAAGUGAAAAGUGCUGAAUUCUGAUGGCAUGUACAGUUAUUUAUUCUAUUUAUUGACCUAUUUUGUGUAAAGAAACAGUUCUCUUGGGUCUUAAUGCCUCUGUAGUUCUGUAGUGGCAAUGCAUUGUUCUUUUUGCUUCUCUAGGAGUUAUAAGCCAGAUAAUCUUUCCUUACAAUGAGCACAUUGCUAACAUAGUUUCUCUGAGCUUGUCCACUGCCCACCACCCAGAUCAGCUUACACAGGGUCUGACAGUGCUUAGUGCACACAGCAAUAAUGAGUCCUCAGUAAUCUCACAAUGUGCUACACAUACAGAUCCCUCUCUCCACCUCUUUCAUGGGUCUCUUACACUGCCACUCCUUUAAGAAACAUCCUGCGAAGCCAAAACAACAAACGAGAAGAAACUGAAUCCCACUGAACUCUAUAAUCAGGCCUGGUUUCAUGUAGGUUUAGAGAUAUGAUAGCCAUCUCUGUGAAUCAUUUUAUAAUGGUUUUAACUGACUAAUCUUCCCAAUUCUGACAGUGCUUUAGAGUAUGAUUGUUCUUUUAGGUGAUUAAGAAUAUUACAGUGUGCAGUUUUAAUUAUCAUUGUCAUAUGUAAUAUUAAAGGGGAUGCCAGGGCUAGUUGUAACACAUUACUCUGGUAAAUAAUUCUCAGGGUUUUUAAGUCAACAUAUGUGCAGAUAUUUUAAAUAAUUGGCAACAAAAAGAUGUUGGACAUUACCAACAUAAUUGCCCAGGAAAUAUGAUACUUAAAAAAAAAAUUCUAUUGUAAGACAGUUUUGAACCCACAUAAAACAGGACAGGCAUUUGUUUAUCUGGAUCUUUUACUCAAAACUUUGUUUUAUUAUUAACUUUUGUGACAACUGCCUUGUGUAAAAAUUAGCUCCAGUCUCACUUAUGCUUUUCUACAGAAUAUAGGCCAUGUUUUAGAGCUUUAAAACCUAAAAUAGCUAUCAUUAUUUAUAUUAUAAUUUCAUUAUCUAUUUCAUGUAAAUCUCUUAAGAAAUUAAAACCAUCUUUUUCAGUCUUUUUGACUUCUAUAUUACAAUGUGCAUCUGUCAUUACCAUUAUGUGAAGUGUACUUUUUAUGCAUUAGUGUAUUCUGAUUGCUUAAAAGGUUUGAAUAAAUUUAAAAACCACAAUCAGAAUAACAA